AUGGCUGACAGGUGUUUUGUUAUGGCUUCUUUUCUGAUUGUUAUGAUUUCUAGUCUUUUGGUGCUCUUGAAGGAACAUUUAUUCCUGCUAAGACGUCACCUAGAUUCUACAAGAAGAAAACAAGCUAUUUUAAAGCUUUUGACUUUCCCAGCUUCGAGAAAAUCGAAGAUAAAACGUCUCUCUCGAGGCUUGCCUAAACCUCGAAGGUUUUGGACAAGACCUGGACGAAGUUCAGUGUGGUGGGACAACUUUGUCGCCAGAAUUGUCGUGGAAGAAGAGUGGAGGGAAAAUUUCCGAAUGAGUAGGAACUCUCUGUACGCUCUAGCUUUCAAAUUGAGGCCGUACAUCGAAGGAAAAGAAACAAGAAUGCGGUCGCCGAUCGACGUGUCUGUCUCCAAAGUAGUUCGACAAGUUUGCAAAGCGAUUGCCAUUCACAUUGGACCUGAUUACAUUCAUUUGCCAACUACAGAAGAGGAUAUAAAAGACUUAGUUGCAAAAUUUCAUGUAGCUCAUGGCUUUCCUCAGUGCUUAGGAGCAAUUGACGGCACCCACGUCGAAAUUAAGCAGCCAAAGGCAAAUAGCACAGAAUAUAUAAACAGAAAAGGACACUACAGUGUCAACGUUCAGGCUACUUGUAACUAUGAUUAUCGUUUUAUUGAUGUUUUCAUUAAGUGGCCAGGCAGUGUCCAUGAUGCUAGGGUGUUCCAAAAUUCCCAAAUGAACCAAGUCUUGAGAGAUGGCACCAUACCACAAUGCAGGCGGAUAGUAGUUCCUGAUGAGGACCCUAUUCCGGUAUUCCUUCUGGGAGACCUGGCUUACCCAUUGAUGCCCUACCUGAUGAAGGAAUAUUCUAAUGGUGGAGCUACAGUCCAGGAGCAGUACUUCGGGAUGACUCUGUGUCAGUCCAGGAAGGUCAUCGAGUGUGCGUUUGGAAGAUUAAAGGCAAGGUUUGGGUGUCUUAAGAGGGCCAUGGACAUAAAUUUGAAUGAUCUCCCAUAUGUAAUAUAUGCAUGUUUUGUUCUUCACAAUUUUUGUGAGAUGAGAAAAGAAAAAAUUGGAGAGAACAGAGUUCUGGCAUCCAUUGCUUUUGAUAAACAUUUCCAGCCAUUAUCAAAUACAAAUAAUUUUAUAACAGACAGCAAUGAGGCAGAAGGAAAAAGAGUCAGGAGAGUUUUAACUAAAUAUUUUGAUCCAUGA
Molecule: messenger RNA, 1197 nt
Organism: Xenia sp. Carnegie-2017
Lineage: Eukaryota; Metazoa; Cnidaria; Anthozoa; Malacalcyonacea; Xeniidae
Product: putative nuclease HARBI1
Exons: 2
Coding region: 1-1197 (398 amino acids)
Source: RefSeq, a predicted model, not a curated record